This is a messenger RNA of Paraphaeosphaeria sporulosa, 480 nucleotides long. RefSeq lists its product as uncharacterized. The record is from RefSeq and is a predicted model, not a curated record. The transcript has 3 exons. Bases 1 to 480 code for a protein of 159 amino acids. Lineage: Eukaryota; Fungi; Ascomycota; Dothideomycetes; Pleosporales; Didymosphaeriaceae.
AUGUACAUUCUGUCAGCUCUCCUCGGCCUGACCGCGGUCGCCGCCGCGAACACGGGCUCCAGCAUCGUCGUCAAUACGAGCCCAGACCCGUUCUAUCUCUGGGUCGUGCCCGAUGCGACGGGCGCUCCGAUCGGCAACCGCAUCACGGUGGUAGCAGGCGGCGCCUGGACAGAGCCGUUCCACGUCGGGCGCUUCGGCAACAGCAACAGCACGACGGGCGUCGCGAUCAAGAUGUCCAAAUCCAUCGAAGGCCUGUACACUUCGGCGCCGUUGCAGAUCCUAGCCUACUCGCUCGCGGGGGACCGGGUGUGGUACAAUCUCGAUGCCGUCAACGGGGCGCCGUUCCAGGGGCAGGAUCUCCGGGUGACGAGCGAGGGGUCGGAGACUAUCGAGUGGCCGAAUGGGGAGGAUGUAGGCGACGUGACAAGGGACAAUGCUGCUGAUAAGGAUAUCGUGUUCGUUGUUUCUGGGAAGGUGUGA